Exserohilum turcica Et28A is the source of this 2199-nucleotide messenger RNA. RefSeq lists its product as uncharacterized. The coding region runs from base 1 to 2199 and encodes 732 amino acids. NCBI's taxonomy places the organism in Eukaryota, Fungi, Ascomycota, Dothideomycetes, Pleosporales, Pleosporaceae. The record is from RefSeq and is a predicted model, not a curated record. The transcript has a single exon.
AUGGCAGAUUCAAAGCCGACAAGUAGGCCUACUUCACCCGAAAUAGUGCGCCCUGAUACUUUGAGGAGGCGCAUCUCCUUGGGUUUCAACACUUUGGUUUCAGCCCUUCCGCUGCGAAGAAACACUCCCCAGCAAGAGCCACCUCCCCGUCCAAAAACCGCGCCUACGCCAAACCAGCCGCUUGUUCGCCCGAACGUGGAUACUGCCCAACGCCCGGAGAGGAGGGUUCCGAUUCCUCCAAUACACAUUCCUUCUUUGGCCGAACCUGAACAGCCAUGUCCUUACGACGAGACCAAGUAUCACUCAUUCUCAAGCACUGAGCGCCGCCGAUGCACCUUUUGCGGCAUGCGACCACCUUCCAGACUCAGCUCCAGCUCGCCAUGCAAGGAAUGCCGUUCCAGGAGCCCAUUCUCCCACAUGAAACUAGGCUUUGGCCAUAGACCUAAACUUAGAGGCAGGAAGGAAGUCAAGCCUUCAACGCUAGAGGCACCCGAAAGAGAGCAAGACUCGUCUGACGACGAAGGCCCACGCAUUGUGCCUCGUGAGAUUGCCGCUAAGAGAAUCGGGAAUCCGCCUAGGAAAGCAGCACUUCCCGUGCCUCGAGCAGGCGCUCUGAACAACAGUCUAGAUCCGCUUACUGAGCACCCGCCGUAUCACUCCACAAAACGGACUUCAGCCUCACCCAGCAAAAUUGCUGAUACCGCGCGGCCUCAAGCCCAUCACGUGAGACCCACAAGCCCCAGACUGCAUUAUCUCCAUGGCUUACCUGACUCAAAGGCAUACCCUUAUGUGCGCAAGAGCGAAGUCCAACAGCAUUUUGCCGCUCUUCGCGCUGGCUCACCCAGCCCACUAGCCGAGUUUGCGCUGGCGGCUGAGCAGCAAAAGAGGAAGCAAGAUCGCAGCGCCGACUUCUCAGAGACAGUGUACUAUGGCAGGAUCCCCAAGCCCGCGCUUGUACCUGAGAUGGAGAAGCGGGAUUGUCCGGAGCAGCCUGGACGCAGCAAUGUUGUAGUUGUUGUAGAGGAGGAGACGCUGCAGCUAGGCGGACACAUUGUCAUUACAGAAUGUGUGGGAUUGGAACAGCAGCACGAUCUGGAUGAGCGGCUGCACAGCAGUAUGCAUGCUACAGCUGUUGAGCAUCAGCACUCUCAACCGCGUUUCUUCAGACUGUUCAGCAGAAGCAAUAGCCGUGCUGCGUCUCCCGCUUCAGACUCUCCGACGCCCAGAGACGCUGAACCCAUCGUCAGGCUGAGAGGCGGUGAUGACACACACAACACCGCGUAUCCUUCUGGCUGCGGACUCCUGCUCAAGCAGCUUCUCCUCACAUGCCACCGCCCGCGUCGAGGAGGCACCCAAGACACAGACUCCAGCAGCGACGAGCAUGACUCGCCACCGCGAAUCGCGGAUCCAGUCAGAAUUGCUUGCGUGAAGCGUAGGAACACGGGUACCGCGCGUCUGCCGAGGAAUAUACAGCGCCGAGACGCUGUAUCACGGACAGUAGCGAGGAGUAGGACUUUUUCCGUAUCUAUCCACAGAGAUGGAGAUGGAGAUGCAGAUACAACGACUGUAUCCUCACCGCGAACAGCGACUCCCACAACUACCCAUCGCACCCCCGGGUCUCCCGCCCCCUGCAUCCCGCCAUCAUCGUUCCGCUGCCCUUCCUCCCCUCUAUCUUUGCCCUUGAAAUCUUGCUCUCACUCCAAUAAACAGACCCCAACGCCAGCUCUACCUCCAGUUCCAGCGCCACUGGACCCGCCCUGCCUCAGAGGCGGCGCCGGAUCCCCCUCGACGCUCCGCAACAACGACACCCUGCCGCCAACGCUGUUCUGGCUUGCGGGCGGAAGCCGCAGGCCCGUCGACGCGGCACGCUGGAAGGCGCGGAAACCACAGACGAGGAUGGGUGGGUGGCUUGGGUGGGCGGUGUAUGGGUUGAAUGGGGGUAAAGGGGGUAAGGGUGAGAGUGAAAGAGAUGGGAACAGCGGAGAAGCGGGGAAGGGUGGGAGGAAGAGAGGGAAGAGUCAUUUGCAGAAGGAAAAGGAGAUGCCGAUUGUAGGGUCGCGUGCGUCGGUGAGAGGGGGUGUGGCUGCUGAGGCUGCGGUGGGUGCAGAGACAGGCGGGCAUGUGGCGUCGGGUUCUGGGCAGGAAGGUGGUGGAGGAGAGGCGGAGACAGCCGUUCAGCAGGGUGCUGUGUCUGAGUAA